Molecule: messenger RNA, 1862 nt
Organism: Pocillopora verrucosa
Lineage: Eukaryota; Metazoa; Cnidaria; Anthozoa; Scleractinia; Pocilloporidae
Product: B-cell receptor-associated protein 31
Biological process (GO): endoplasmic reticulum to Golgi vesicle-mediated transport; intracellular protein transport
Cellular component (GO): endoplasmic reticulum; endoplasmic reticulum membrane
Source: RefSeq, a predicted model, not a curated record
UAGAAGGCUCGGCUACCUCCAAAGUCUGGCUGUACAGUCAUCAAAAUCUAGUAAUAAAACGCUGGGUGGAGGUUAGAAUAGUUUGAAAGACAUAUUCGCUACAAUGACUAUCCAGUGGACUCUCGCUGCUGGCUUUCUGUACACUGAGAUCGGUGUUCUUUUGUUGUUCUGUCUUCCUUUUAUUUCGGCCAAAAGAUGGAAUCAACUUUUUAACUCCAGGUUCGUGGCUGCUUUGUUUGCGUAUGGAAAUUUCUACUUCAACGUCAUUGCGUUAGUGAUGGCUCUACUUUUACUAGAUUCAAUUCGUGAAUCCAGAAAGUACAGCAAGAUGGAGUCCACUGCACAAGUGGACUUGCACAACAAUCCUCAGGCAGAAAUCAUGGCUCAGAUGAAAUUGUUUCGUGCACAGCGUAAUCUGUACAUUUCUGGAUUUUCCCUGUUUCUUUUGAUAGUGCUACGUCGUGUUGGAAAGCUUCUCUCCAAAAAUUCUGUUCUUGAAGCUUCCAAUGAAGCCAGUCUGCGUCAAGCACAAAAUGUGUCUCAGCAGUGCGAAAAAUUGAUGGAGGAAAAUAAUGAACUUAAAAAGGCCAUAGAAGGCACAGAAGGAAAAACAGAGACAAAGACAGAGACAAAAGAUGAAGAUAAAAUGAACCAAGAGCUGAAAGAAUUGAGAGAAGCCUUGGAAGAUAAAUCCAAGAAGCUUUCAGAACGAUCUGAAGAGCUUGAAAGGACUAAGAAAGAUUUGGCUGCGUUGAAAGAACAGGCCGCAGGACUGACACGGGAAUACGACAGACUUUUGGAGGAACAUGCCAAAGCACAGGCCCAGCUGGAGAAAGACGAGAACCAAACAGGAGAAGAAAAAAAAGAAAACACAUAUCCGCUACAAAAAAUGACCGUCCAAUGGGCUCUCGCUGCCUUAUUUCUGUACGCCGAGAUCAUUGUUCUUUUGUUGUUCUGUUUUCCUUAUAUUUCUACCGAAAGAUGGAAUCAAAUUUUUAAAUCCAGGAUCGUGGCUACUUGGUUUAGUAGUGGAAGUUACUACUUCAAAGUCGUUGUGUUGGCGAUGGUUCUACUGUUAGCAGAUUCAACUCGUCAAAUCAUCAAGUACAACAAGCUGGUGUCUUCUUCUCCAGGGGACUUGCGCAACAAUCCUCAGGCUGAAGUGACAGCUAAGAUGAACUUGUUUCAUGCACAGCGUAAUCUGUACAUUUCUGGAUUUUCCCUGUUCCUUUUGAUAGUGCUAAAUCGUUUUGUAAAGCUUCUGUCUGACACAGAGAAGAAAGGUGAAGAUAAAGUUAACCAAGAGCUCAAAGAAAUGAGAGAAGCCUUGGAAGAAAAAUCCAAAGAGCUUGAGAGGACAAAGAAAGAUUUGGCUGCGUUGAAAGAACAGGCCGCAGGACUGACACGGGAAUACAGCAAACUUUUGGAGGAACAUGCUAAAGCACAGGCCCAGCUGGAGAAAGACGAGAACCAAACAGGAGAAGAAAAGAAAGACAACUGAGGUCAUGUCACCAAUAUCUGGAUUAUUUGAUUAUCAUAACACAUUUACUGGAAGAGCAGAUCUAAAGAUAGCUUGUCGCAUAGUCUGUUUAAAGCUUGUGAGAAAACGUAGAAGCAUAGUUAGUAGAGGUCAGUGACAAAACUGACUUGUUUUCUUUUUUCAAGUAUGAUUAUUCGUAAAUCGUUGAUAUUUACACUGAUUAACAUUUGUUUGUUGGGUGAGAAUUGAUGAUAUUACAAGUCACUGUUAGAUUCAGUUGCAAGUACAUCACAUUAAAUUCAAAAGUAUUGAAAAAUAUAUUUUAAAAUACUAACAGAUCUUUGUAAACAGUAUUUGUUCAAGUAACCUUCACAUAGUUAAA